Chanos chanos (milkfish) is the source of this 1621-nucleotide messenger RNA. It is a transcript of the gene csnk1da, whose product is annotated as casein kinase 1, delta a. Gene Ontology annotation, molecular function: protein kinase activity; ATP binding. Bases 372 to 1589 code for a protein of 405 amino acids. The record is from RefSeq and is a predicted model, not a curated record. NCBI's taxonomy places the organism in Eukaryota, Metazoa, Chordata, Actinopteri, Gonorynchiformes, Chanidae. Gene Ontology annotation, biological process: protein phosphorylation. The transcript is spliced from 9 exons.
UCAACAGAAAUAUACGGGAAUAGUCUUUAAAAUCCGUCUUCAUCCUUUUCUUAUCAAAUUCGAAUUUCGUUUAAAAUACCGAGAGCAUAAAUUUCACACUUUAAACUUUAGAAUAAGCUCUGUAUUUUAGUUUUGUGAAGUUCGGAAUGUUAGAAAACGAAUGGUGAAAAUUGGAUAGUAACUGAACGGAGGAUUAGCAAGCUAGCUGGGAGAUCAGGAGAGACUAGGAGACAGGGGAGAAUAGAAGGAUAGUGAGAAUUGGUUUGUCAACACUGUUUGCUUGUUUGGUACUGUCGAAAAUAUCAGCCUGGUAUAAAAUAUUUGUUUUUUACUGUAGCUAGCCGUCUCGCUAGCUGUUUUAUUUAUCUACGAUGGAAUUAAGAGUGGGGAACCGAUACAGACUGGGAAGGAAAAUUGGCAGUGGAUCUUUUGGAGACAUCUAUUUAGGCACAGACAUCUCGGUGGGGGAGGAGGUGGCCAUUAAGCUGGAGUGUGUGAAAACGAAGCACCCUCAGCUCCACAUAGAGAGCAAGAUCUACAAGAUGAUGCAGGGAGGAGUGGGAAUCCCGACGAUAAAGUGGUGUGGUGCAGAGGGAGACUAUAACGUGAUGGUGAUGGAGCUGCUGGGGCCCAGUCUGGAAGACCUCUUCAACUUCUGCUCUCGCAAGUUCAGCCUGAAGACCGUCCUACUGCUGGCCGACCAGAUGAUCAGCCGCAUCGAGUACAUCCACUCCAAGAACUUCAUCCACAGAGACGUCAAGCCCGACAACUUCCUCAUGGGCCUGGGGAAGAAGGGCAACCUGGUUUACAUCAUCGACUUCGGUUUGGCCAAGAAAUACAGAGACGCCCGCACCCACCAGCACAUCCCUUACCGCGAGAACAAGAACCUGACGGGCACCGCCCGCUACGCCUCCAUCAACACACACCUGGGCAUCGAGCAGUCCAGACGGGAUGACCUGGAGUCUCUCGGCUACGUGCUCAUGUACUUUAAUCUGGGCUCACUGCCAUGGCAGGGCCUGAAAGCCGCCACCAAGAGACAGAAGUACGAGCGCAUCAGCGAGAAGAAAAUGUCCACGCCCAUCGAAGUCCUGUGUAAAGGAUACCCCUCCGAGUUUGCCACGUACCUCAACUUCUGUCGUUCGCUGCGGUUUGACGACAAGCCAGACUACUCUUACCUGAGACAGCUCUUCAGGAACCUGUUCCACAGACAGGGUUUCUCCUACGACUACGUCUUCGACUGGAACAUGCUCAAAUUCGGUGCGAACAGAGCCGCGGAGGAUGCGGAGCGAGAGAGGAGGGACCGGGAGGACCGGCUGCGACACGGCAGGAACCCGGGCGCCCGGGGAAUCCCCUCAGCUUCAGCCAGACCCAGGGGCACUCAGGACGUGGCACCGCCCACACCCCUCACCCCCACCUCACACACAGGGAUGGAGAGAGAGAGGAAGGUCAGUAUGAGGUUGCAUCGUGGAGCCCCAGUCAACAUCUCGUCUUCAGACCUGACCGGCCGACAGGACACCUCACGCAUGUCCACCUCACAGGCUCUCUCUCGCGUCACCCCGAGUGGUCUGCAGUCUGCCGUACCUCGAUGAGAUGCUCCACCCCGCCCUACCACACACACACA